Contarinia nasturtii (swede midge) is the source of this 610-nucleotide messenger RNA. RefSeq lists its product as uncharacterized. The transcript is spliced from 3 exons. NCBI's taxonomy places the organism in Eukaryota, Metazoa, Arthropoda, Insecta, Diptera, Cecidomyiidae. The record is from RefSeq and is a predicted model, not a curated record. Bases 14 to 610 code for a protein of 198 amino acids.
AUUAACACACAAAAUGAAAACCAUAUUUCGCGUCGUUUUUUUAACACUUCUAACAUUCAUGUUAUUUGAAUGGAACAUUUUUACUACAGCUACGAAAAAUACAAUUAAUUUUGAACGGGCUACAUGUGCAAAGAGUCCAAAUGGAAAUAUCUCAUAUUUAAAAUGUGAUAUCAGACACGUGAGCCGAAGACACGUUCGAGUUGAUGUGGCUCUAAAUUUAACCAAACCGGUGAAAGAAGCGCUAAUGCAUAUUGUUCUAUAUUAUAAAUACAAUACGUAUCAACGCUUUGCUAUAAACCUUUGGGAGGACGCUUGCUUUUGGAUAAGUCACAUGAAAAAAUCAUUCUUCCUCGAUUGGACACUUAAAAGAUUUUUCAACCUUCCAACGAACAUCAACAACAUUACCAACAUAAAUCACCCUUGUCCAUAUGAAGGGUUUGUUUACGUCAAAAUCAACAACGUUUCGGUAGAUCAAUUCCCUUUCGAACAGUUUAUUCCCAGUGGACGAUACAGACUUGAUGUUGAUUUUACUCGUCAUGAUAAGAAAACACUGUAUGCGAGUGCAAAACUGUAUUUUUCUGUGUCUGAUCUACGUAUUGAACAGUUUUGA